AUGUUGGAUACAAUCACUGCUAGAGGUUGCUCAAGAGGUCGUGGAGUGGCAACAACAUCUGUGGAGAGAGCUUUCUCAUCUAUGAAUAUCAUUAAAACUGAGUUGCGGAAUAAGACAGGAGACGAAUGGCUUAACCAUCGUAUGGUGUGUUAUAUUGAGAGGGAUAUAUUUACAAGCAUUGAUGAUGCAAAGAUAUUGGAUUAUUUUCAAGGCAUGAGAACCCGCAGGGUGAAUCUACCUCGUACUAGUGGUUCUGGAGCAAGAAGCACUGAUGUUGAUGUUGACAUGAUAUAUUUGGAAGGAGCUACGUCAUAA
Messenger RNA from Zea mays, 315 nucleotides. RefSeq lists its product as uncharacterized. NCBI's taxonomy places the organism in Eukaryota, Viridiplantae, Streptophyta, Magnoliopsida, Poales, Poaceae. The record is from RefSeq and is a predicted model, not a curated record. The transcript is spliced from 3 exons. The coding region runs from base 1 to 315 and encodes 104 amino acids.